Molecule: messenger RNA, 1496 nt
Organism: Heteronotia binoei (common prickly gecko)
Lineage: Eukaryota; Metazoa; Chordata; Lepidosauria; Squamata; Gekkonidae
Product: glutathione S-transferase 3-like
Exons: 7
Coding region: 150-839 (229 amino acids)
Biological process (GO): glutathione metabolic process; xenobiotic metabolic process
Molecular function (GO): glutathione transferase activity
Source: RefSeq, a predicted model, not a curated record
CCCCACGCCUCCUUUGCUCGGCUUUUUUAAAAACAGCCAGGCUCUACGAUUGCCUCGCUGGGCUCGGUGGCGCGUUGCCUUUCCACAGCUGGCGCCCUCGUUGUGCCUGUCCCGCAGCCGGAGGUGCAGGAGACCAAGAACUUGAAAUUAUGGCAGGAAAGCCAAAGCUGUACUACUUUGAUGGACGAGGCAAGAUGGAACCGAUAAGAUGGCUGUUGGCAGCGUCUGGUGUGGAGUUUGAAGAGGAAUUUCUGGAUACACGAGAACAAUAUGAGAAGCUUCUACAAGAUGGAGACCUCCUGUUUCAGCAAGUGCCCAUGGUGGAAAUCGAUGGGAUGAAGAUGGUGCAGUCCCGAGCCAUCCUCCACUACAUUGCAGCCAAGCACAACCUCUAUGGAAAGGACCUGAAGGAGCGAGCCUUAAUUGACAUGUAUGUGGAAGGAACAACUGAUCUGAUGGGUCUAAUUUUGAUGUACCCUUUUCUGUCGCCUGAGGAUAAGAAAAAGCAACUUGUCACCAUCAUAGAGAAAGCAACUAAAAGAUAUUUCCCCGUGUAUGAAAAGGUGCUGAAAGAUCAUGGGCAGGAUUAUCUUGUUGGCAACCAGUUCAGCUGGGCAGACAUACACCUCCUUGAAGCUAUUCUAAUGGUAGAGGAAAAGGCCUGUGAUGUCCUCUCAGAGUUUCCCCAGUUACAGGUCUUUAAAGCUAAGAUAAGUAACAUUCCUACCAUUAAGAAGUUUCUGGAGCCGGGAAGCCAGAGGAAGCCUGUGCCUGACGACAGAUACGUGGAGACAGUGAGAAGAGUUCUCCAGGCCUAUCAUGAUGUGAAAGCCACUUAAGGGCUAGAAGUUCCAGGCUAUGACUACCAGUGUUGAAUCAUGAUGGUUAUGCAAGGACCUCUUGUUUCUUCAAUCACGUGUUCUUACACUAGAGAUGAGUGAUUGGUAUUUGACACUUAGCUGAUCAGUGAGCUCCAAAGUAGGCCUAACACAUAGAUAGUGGUGGCGGCCUGUAGCAAAAGGAGGGCAGCAUAUAUAGCAUGUAUUGGAUUAUUCAGUUCUUUUGAUCUAGACCCUUAGGCUUAAUCCUCUUUAAAGACAGCUUUUGUGUAUUCUACUGCAUCAGGCAAAGAACUUUUCUUUGGAUAGGUGGAUAAAAUAUACUGUAUUAGUAGAGAAGCUCAGAUAACUCUUUUCUGCCCAGCAGUGAGUUCUGCCAACAGGAGUGAUUGGCUUUAAAACAGACCAGCCUUUGUUUUCAAGACUGUCUUUCCUUCCUCGCUAAUUCAGAUUGUGACAGAUUUGUAGAACAUGUAGAAAGGAUGUGUUGACUGCAAGUGAGUUCCUGGAAAUGGAUAUUGCCCCAAUAUCACAGCUGCUGCUUAAAAUCUCUACAUCUGUUAUAAAGCUUAACCUGAUUUGUGAGAUUGCAGUCCUUUUUCAUGUACUGUACUGGAAUACUGUCUCAUUGUAAUAAACAACUUGCAUAAUAUGAAA